AUGGCUGCAGAACCAGUAGAAGACAAUUGCAUCAGCUUUGUGGAAAUGAAAUUUAUUAACAAUACACUUUAUUUUGUAGAAGACCUGGAAUCAGAUUACUUUGGCAAGCUUGAACCUAAGCUCUCAAUCAUACGAAAUUUGAACGACCAAGUUCUCUUCAUUAACCAGGGAAAUCAACCUGUCUUUGAGGAUAUGCCUGAUUCUGACUGUUCAGAUAAUGCACCCCAGACCAUAUUUAUCAUAUAUAUGUACAAAGACAGCCUCACUAGAGGUCUGGCCGUAACCAUCUCUGUGCAGUGUAAGAAAAUGUCUACUCUCUCCUGUGAGAACAAAAUUCUUUCCUUUAAGGAAAUGAAUCCUCCUGAUAACAUUGAUAAUGAAGGAAAUGACAUCAUAUUCUUUCAGAGAAGUGUUCCAGGACAUGAUGAUAAGAUACAGUUUGAGUCUUCAUUGUACAGAGGAUACUUUCUAGCUUGUGAAAAAGAGAAUGACCUUUUCAAACUCAUUUUGAAAAAACAAGAUGAUAAUGGAGAUAAAUCUAUAAUGUUCACUGUUCAAAACCAGAACUAG
This is a messenger RNA of Rangifer tarandus platyrhynchus (Svalbard reindeer), 570 nucleotides long. The record is from the annotation of a GenBank genome assembly. NCBI's taxonomy places the organism in Eukaryota, Metazoa, Chordata, Mammalia, Artiodactyla, Cervidae.